Messenger RNA from Pimephales promelas (fathead minnow), 1084 nucleotides. RefSeq names its product hes family bHLH transcription factor 3 (gene hes3). Gene Ontology annotation, biological process: regulation of DNA-templated transcription. Gene Ontology annotation, molecular function: protein dimerization activity; DNA binding. The record is from RefSeq and is a predicted model, not a curated record. Lineage: Eukaryota; Metazoa; Chordata; Actinopteri; Cypriniformes; Leuciscidae.
UGAUAAUCUGGGUAUCUAAGCACAUUUGAGGACAAUGGAUGCAGCAUCAGACAGAAUGGUAACGGCAAAAACUAAAUGCGUUAAAAAGGUUUCCAAACCACUGAUGGAAAAGAAAAGAAGGGCACGUAUCAAUAAAUGUUUGAAUCAAUUGAAAAGCCUCCUGGAAAGCGUCUGUUCCAACAGUAUCCGCAAGCGAAAACUGGAAAAGGCUGACAUUUUGGAACUAACGGUAAAACAUCUGAGGCAUCUGCAAAAUAGCGAAAGAGAAAUGCCCACAGUUUGUGACUCUGCUGAAUAUCACGCUGGCUACAGAAGAUGUCUCGCCACUGUCAGUCAUUAUCUUCACGCGUCAGAAAUGGACAGGGAUUCCCGUUCCACCAUGCUGACACAUCUCACGAGCGGGACUCGCCACACCAGGGUUCCCGAUUUCAGUACCGCGGAAAGCGACCCCGCACCGAUCCUUGCACCAACAAAUAGGCCUACACUUCGGCGAUCAUAUGAAGUUGCACUUAAAACUGACGCUCCUUAUCCCAACGUGCAGCAAAUAUCAGACAGAAAUCACUGCUUUAUGCCGAAGAGGAUUGAGAUUUGUGAUAUUGACAAAAUAUCAUUCGAUGCACAGGUUGGGACCACUGGAUCCAAGAAGCUCAAAAACAUACACUCCAGUCUUAAAAAUACAAAGGUUGAUGAGUGCUGCAGUUUGAAACAUAAUUAUUGGCGGCCUUGGUAAAUAUGAAUCAUUUCAAAUGUCAUUGUUUUAACACUUAGACUUAUAAAGUAGCUCAAUUUUUGCUUCUCGUGCACUGUAUAUGUUGGUAUUAUUUUUAUGAAUGACACAUGAAUAUUUUAGCAAUAAAAUACUGCAACAAUAUGCGUAUUUGUGAACAACAUUGUGUAUGACUUAAAGACUUUUUCUGAUUGUCGCCCAAGAACAAGCCUCGGAACACUAAAACCAUACAAAUGCAAUUUUUUUUAUUGGCGAAAUUUAACUCUUGAAUAACUAUAGGAGACCGGGUAUGGUAACGGGAGAGUUGUAACACCACCAUUUCUACCACUUAGGGAUAAGAUAGAAGUCAUGUAAUCA